AUGGACGCUCGGUACCCUUCCACAGGGAUCGGUCCCCUCCCCGUCGAACUUCUCACCGAGGUCUUCAUGAUCCACUACGCGAUGUCGCCACUCGUUCACGCUGGAGAUCUCAAAUAUAUCCACCGCACGCCGCUACACACCUCCGACUGGAUGAACAUCCUCCUCGUCUCCAGAGGUUGGCACGACAUCGCUCAAGAAAUCUCCAGUCUCUGGUCAUCCGUCUCCGUCGGCGGGAACAUGGAUUGGCCUAGGACAUGUCUCUCCCGUGUCCGGCGAAUGAAGAAACGAGCAAUCGACUUGUACAUCCAUUGCAAAGCCGACAUGGACCCGCCGGACGAGCUCCUAGAGCUCCUGCCCGAACACGCUUCUCGACUACGGUCGCUCACGAUGCUCUACGAGUCUAACGACCCGGAGUGGAGUGACAUGCAAGUGUUCCAGUGGGUGGACUUCCAGGUCGAUCUUUUCUCAAGCGGUCUACCAUUCCAAUCAGUUUCCUUCUUCGACGUCACCGAGAGCACCUACGACGUUGGGCUCCCCUUCGUUCUCGACGACCUCCAGAUCGAACGUCUACCAGAGAUCACAGCACUUUCAGUCGACGGCUUGCCCCCUCCUAUGAACCCCGAGCUGUACGCCCGAUUGGAGACUCUGGAGCUGGGGAACAUAUAUGAUCAAGGUUCCGACGGGGAGUGGCCUUUCACGUGGCAGCACGUCUUCGACUUCAUGUUUCUAUGUACAAACCUCCGCCAGCUCAAGAUGGACGGCUUCCUCCGUGACUCGCUGUUGAACGACUUCGACAACGAUGGGAACGCGGAGGGCCCGAUCGUCACUUUUCCACGUCUCGAACACCUCUGGCUCCGCCACGAGGAUCGGCUCCACGCGGCCUUCCUCGCGCACCUCAAUCUCCCAGCCUUAGUUGAGCUCAGCGUAACCGACGACAUCGCCUGCGCCCUCAGUAACAGCGGCAUCAUGAACCCCUUCUAUUACACCCUCGCUGACAUGCUUCCACUUUCCACCUCCCUCAACCUCCACGACGCACACCCCACCCUCCGCAAGCUGGACACCAUCCUCCUCUCUUCCACCCUGGACACCCACGCCCUCCGCCUGUCACAAACGGCAGAACACGCAGAAGCGAGCCCCAUGGGUAGCAUCGCACGCCCAAGGGUAGAUAUUGUCCUCGACAAGUCCGGCUCGGACUACUCGCGCGACCGCCAAUUUUGGCUCCGGCAGUGCAAGCUCGAUCGCACCUUCAACGACCUCCUGUCCCCCUGCGUGCGCAAGGCCGGGAACAUCAUCGCCCGCCUCCCGCUGACGACGCUCGUCCUCGACCUCACCUACGCCCUCGUGCUCCACGCCGCGCCCUGGCGCGUCCUCCUCGCCGCCCUCCCGCUCCUGCGCAACCUCCGCCUGCAGGGCUUCGGCCGGGAAGCGGACGCGCCCCUCCGCGUGCUCGCGCGCGACGACGCGCUGUGCCCGCUGCUCGCGCGCGUGUCCGUCGGGGACGCCCCGUCGCUCGUCGCGGCGGACCACGCGCUCUUCCGGGCGCUCGUGCGGCUCGUUGCGCGCCGCCCGGGCAGGAUCGCGGUCGGCCUGCGGGUCGUGCACCGGGACGCGGAGGGGCUCCAGAGGCUGUGGGCGAAGUACGGGCCGGCGAUCGAGCGGUGUGCGAGGGGGGCGGUGGCGGUUGUGCGUGUUCGGGUGGAGGACCCGGUGGAUCGGGAGGAGGCGUUGCUUUGGCCGCUGUGCCCCGCGCAGAAUAGGGCGGCCUGUCAGAUGUUGGUGUUUACGGAGCCGGAGGAGAUGUUUGGUGCGGAGUUGGAUGGAUAUCUUGCGGAGGACGUGGACAUGGGGGAUGCAGAUGGUUCGGAUGAAGCGGCAACUGGGUCUGAAGAUGGGUCAGGGUCGGAGGAUGGUACUGAGGAGGACGAAGAGAUGGAGACGGGGGACGAGGACGACUAG
Molecule: messenger RNA, 1956 nt
Organism: Epithele typhae
Lineage: Eukaryota; Fungi; Basidiomycota; Agaricomycetes; Polyporales; Epitheliaceae
Exons: 2
Coding region: 1-1956 (651 amino acids)
Source: RefSeq, a predicted model, not a curated record